AUGUAUCCCGAAAACACAGGCGACAUCAUUGACACAGGUGUCAUCAUUGACACAGGUGACAUCAUUAACACAGGUGACAUUGACACAGGCGACGUCAUUGACACAGGUGACAUCAUUGACACAAGUGACAACAUUGGCACACGUGACGAUAUUGACACAGGUGACGACAUUGGCUCAGGUGACAUCAUUGACACAGGUGACAUCAUUGACACAGGUGACGUCAUUGACACAGGUGACAACAUUGGCAGAGACGACGUCAUUGGCACAGGUAACAUCAUUGGCACAGGUGACGUCAUUGGCGCAGGUGACGACAUUGACACAGGUGACGACAUUGACUCAGGUGACAUCAUUGGCACUGGUGACAUCAUUGGCACAGGUGACAUCAUUGACACAUGUGACGACAUUGACAUAGGUGACGUCAUUGACUCAGGUGACGUCAUUGACACAGGUGACAACACUGGCACAGGUGACAACAUUGGCACAGGUGACAACAUUGGCACAGGUGACGUCAUUGGCACAGGUGACAUCAUUCGCACAGGCGACAUCAUUGACACAGGUGGCAUCAUUGACACAGGCGACAACAUUGGCACAGGUGACAUCAUUGGCACAGGUGACAUCAUUGACACAUGUGACGACAUUGACAUAGGUGACGUCACUGACUCAGGUGACGUCAUUGACACAGGUGACAACACUGGCACAGGUGACAACAUUGGCACAGGUGACAACAUUGGCACAGGUGACGUCAUUGGCACAGGUGACAUCAUUCGCACAGGCGACAUCAUUGACACAGGUGACAUCAUUGACACAGGCGACAACAUUGGCGCAGGUGACAUCAUUGACACAGGUGACGACAUUAGCUCAACUGACAUCAGUGACACAGGUGACAUCAUUGACACAGGUGACAUCAUUGGCACAGGUGACAUCAUUGACACACGUGACGACAUUGACCCAGGUGACACCAUUGACACAGGUGACAUCAGUGACGUCACGGGCACAGUUGACAUCACAGGCACAGGCGACGUCAUUGACACAGGUGACAUCAUUGACACUGGUGACGUCACUGACACAGGUGACGACAUUGACACUGGUGACGACAUUGACUCAGGUGACGUCAUUGGCACAGGCGGCGUCAUUGGCACAGGUGACAUCAUUGACACAGGUGACGACAUUGACCCAUGUGACAUCAUUGACACAGGUGACAUCAGUGACACAGGUGACAUUGACACAGGCGACGUCAUUGACACAGGUGACAUCACUGACACAGGUGACAACAUUGGCACAGGUGACGACAUUGACACUGGUGACGACAUUGACUCAGGUGACGUCAUUGACACAGGCGACGUCAUUGGCACAGGUGGCUUCAUUGACACAGGUGACGUCAUUGACACAGGUGACGACAUUGACACAGGUGACGACAGUGACUCAGGUGACGUCAUUGACACAGGUGACAACAUUGGCACAGGCGACUACAUUGGCACAGGGGACAUCAUUGACAUAGGUGACAUCAUUGGCACAGGUGACAACAUUUGCACAGGUGAUAUCACUGGCACAGGCGACACCAUUGGCACAGGUGACAUCAUUGACACAGGUGACGUCACUGACACUCGUGACAUCAAUGACAUCGUCAAUUUGAACCAUGAAACCCAGCAAACAGUCGAACGAAACACCUGA
This is a messenger RNA of Liolophura sinensis, 1671 nucleotides long. RefSeq lists its product as uncharacterized. Bases 1 to 1671 code for a protein of 556 amino acids. The record is from RefSeq and is a predicted model, not a curated record. Lineage: Eukaryota; Metazoa; Mollusca; Polyplacophora; Chitonida; Chitonidae. The transcript has 2 exons.